Molecule: messenger RNA, 549 nt
Organism: Peronospora matthiolae
Lineage: Eukaryota; Oomycota; Peronosporomycetes; Peronosporales; Peronosporaceae
Source: the annotation of a GenBank genome assembly
AUGGAAGACGAAGACGUUGCAAUUUGUCUGCUACUCAGUCUUCCGAAGAGCUACGAAAAUGUGGUGCUCAACAUGGAAAUGAGCAGCACCGAGCUUCGCACUCAAGAUGUGGUGAGAGUCCUGACGAAUGAGCAUGCCAAGCGUCAAGGAGAAAAAGGGACAACGACAGCGACUACGGUGAAGGCUGAAGAUGCAAGCAAGGCAUUCAGCGCCGAGCGUGAGCCCUACCAAUGCACGUAUUGUGGCAAGGUGGGACACACGGUGGAUCGUUGCUGGACAAAGCAGAAGAACGAAGGUCGGGGAGCCCGACGCGGCGGCAAUGGUCGUGGACGCGGGGCUAACAAUGUCCAGUGGGGACAUCAUGAUGAAGGCAAUGGCUACGAUCGAGUGGCGUUUGCAGUCUCGUUCGAAUGUGGAGUUUCGACGAGCAUGGACGUGUCUGGAAUGUGGGCCGUCGACAGUGGUGCAACGCACCACAUUUGCCACGACAAGACCAAGUUCGCAAGUUUGGCAGAGCGCAAUGAGGGCGAACUCUUGGUGGCUGAUUGA